AUGUGCUGUCUGUCCUGUGCAGGAGGCUGUGCACAGGGGGAGGAGGUGGAGGAGGAUGCAGGUCUGUCCAGAGGGACCGGCGUCUGCAAGUGGUUCAACGUUCGGAUGGGCUUCGGCUUCCUGUCCAUGAGCAGCCAGGAUGGAGUUCCUCUACAGCAACCACUGGAUGUGUUUGUCCACCAGAGCAAACUGCACAUGGAGGGCUUCCGCAGUCUCAGAGAAGGCGAAGCGGUGGAGUUCACCUUCAGGAAGUCGUCCAAAGGGCUGGAGUCCAUACGGGUUACUGGACCAAAUGGAGCACCAUGUUUGGGUAGUGAAAGAAGACCAAAGAGUGCCCAGAAACGACGCUCCAAGAGUAACAAAUGCUACAACUGUGGGGAACCCAGCCAUCAUGCCAAAGAGUGUCAGCUGCCCCCUCAGCCCAAAAAGUGCCACUUCUGUCAGAGUAUUUUCCACCUGGUGGCCAGCUGUCCAGUCAAAGCGCAGCAUCAGCAACAACAAUCUCUGACCGCUCAGGAAAUCCCAGCCUUGGCAAGAGGUGAGGAGGCGGAGCAAAUCCAGGCCACUCUGUCUGAACACCUGGAGUAA
This is a messenger RNA of Melanotaenia boesemani (Boeseman's rainbowfish), 588 nucleotides long. RefSeq names its product protein lin-28 homolog A-like. The transcript has 3 exons. Gene Ontology annotation, molecular function: zinc ion binding; nucleic acid binding. The coding region runs from base 1 to 588 and encodes 195 amino acids. The record is from RefSeq and is a predicted model, not a curated record. NCBI's taxonomy places the organism in Eukaryota, Metazoa, Chordata, Actinopteri, Atheriniformes, Melanotaeniidae.